CUACCGGUGCAAUGGCGACUGGGACUCUCUACACGUACCCCGAAAACUUUCGUGCUUACAAGGCACUAAUCGCUGCUCAGUACAGCGGUGCAAAAGUCACCGUCUCCUCUGGCUUCAAAUUAGGAGAAUCUAAUACCACGAAGGAGUUCCUGCAAAAAUUUCCACUUGGAAAGGUUCCGGCCUUUGAAAGUAGCAAUGGUGAUUGUGUCUUCGAAAGCAAUGCCAUAGCCCACUAUGUUGGAAAUGCUCAGCUGCAAGGCAGUAACACCCAUGACCAGGCUGUAAUCCAGCAAUGGAUUAAUUUUGGUGACAAUGAAAUUUACCCAGCGUCAUGCACCUGGGUGUUCCCUACUCUAGGGAUUACACCAUUUAACAAGCAGGAAGGUGAUAAGGCAAAAGAGCAGAUGAAAAAAGCUCUGACGGUGCUCAAUAAUUAUUUAAGGACAAGGACUUACCUCGUUGGAGAGCGCAUCUCCCAAGCUGACAUCAGUCUUGCAUGUAACCUCAUGCUUGCUUACCAAAAUGUUAUGGAUCCAUCAUUCCGAGGGUCAUUUGGAAAUGUGAACCGGUGGUUCAACACGCUCAUCAAUCAACCACAAUUCAAGUCUGUCAUUGGGUCAUUCUCCCUUUGUUCCAAAAUGAAGGAGGCAGAUGGAAAGAAAUAUGCAGAGCUCCAUGGUGGUGGUAAAAAGGAAGGCAAGUCCAAGAAGGAACAAAAGAAGGAACAGCCUAAGAAGCAACAGCCGAAGAAAGAAACGGAGGUGGAACCAGAGGAUGAUAUACCACAAUUACCCAAAGAAAAGAAGGACCCUUGGGCAGAGUGUCCACCAACAAAAUUCAACUUUGAUGAAUUUAAAAGGGAAUAUUCCAAUAAGGAUAUAGUGAAAGAGGCGUUACCUUACUUCUGGAAACACUUUGAGCCAGAAAACAUGUCUAUUUGGCAUUGUGACUACAAUUACAAAGAUGACCUGUCACAAGUCUUCAUGACCUCAAACCUGAUGAGAGGAUUUUUCCAAAGAAUUGACAAAAUGCGCAAGAAUUCCUUUGCAAGCAUGUGCAUUUUAGGAGAAGAGAAGGGUCACAAUAUAAGUGGCGUUUGGUUCUGGAGGGGACAAAAUCUUGCUUUUGAGUUGAACGAGGACUGGUCUGUGGACUAUGAAUCAUACACAUGGAAAAAACUAGACCCUAGUGAUGAGAAAGACAGGAAAUUGGUGGAAGAUUACUUUAGCACGCCUGAUAUAGUUAAUGGGGAAAAAUUCAUUGACGGAAAUGUCUUCAAGUGAUUGAUGACAGCAGUGAAAACUUAUUUAUACUUACAGAAUGGGACAGAUGGAUAAUACUUGGAAGUGCUGUGUCAUAUAGACAUUAAACAUGUUGACAGUGAACUGGUAAA
Messenger RNA from Ylistrum balloti, 1393 nucleotides. Its product is annotated as elongation factor 1-gamma-like. The coding region runs from base 12 to 1283 and encodes 423 amino acids. The transcript is spliced from 11 exons. NCBI's taxonomy places the organism in Eukaryota, Metazoa, Mollusca, Bivalvia, Pectinida, Pectinidae. The record is from RefSeq and is a predicted model, not a curated record. Gene Ontology annotation, biological process: translational elongation. Gene Ontology annotation, molecular function: translation elongation factor activity. Gene Ontology annotation, cellular component: cytoplasm; nucleus.